Molecule: messenger RNA, 1635 nt
Organism: Naegleria fowleri
Lineage: Eukaryota; Heterolobosea; Eutetramitea; Acrasida; Naegleriidae
Exons: 1
Coding region: 1-1635 (544 amino acids)
Source: RefSeq, a predicted model, not a curated record
AUGAUAAACAACAACAACCAGACAUCUGGACUUGAUCAACACACUAAUGUACCGCCAUCAUCAGCCGGUGUGAAUCAUCAUCAUGCUCCGAAUUCAAACAAUCUGUUCCUUUACAAAGGAUUUCUUCCGUUGGAUCGAAAUGAAUUUCCAGUUCACUUUGUUCUUCAUCAAAAUAUGAUCACUGACAAACAUUUUCUUCCUGAACAACUCUUUCAACUAUUUACACAAAUUCUUACAUUUGAAUAUAUUAGAAAAAGACAUACCAUUCCGAAGAGCCUCCUUUUUUCAUUAGAAUAUUUUUAUGAAAGAGAACAAAUGAAACGACGAAAUAUCAUUCCAAAACAAAUCGAUAAGCCUUUCAAGCAAUUAUUUGACAACCCAAGUCUAUUUGAUGCAGUAGAAGCGGCAAUUGUCAGAGAAUACAUGCACGGUGAUGACCGACCCUUGACAGAAAAUGAAGGGACUAUCGAAACAAUUCCUCAAGUUUUAUCUUCCUCAAAUAAUGCCACCACUUCAACCUCCUCUCCAGAAACAAUGCAAUCAAGUGUGGAAUCAACCUCUUCAUCGUUACCAACCCAUUCUCAAUCAAAUAAGAGUUUGACAACUGUGGUAACCUCUGAAAAACAACCAGAAAAUCCAUCAAAACAAGUCACAAGCCUCAACCUACCAUCUUCGAAUUCUCCCAACAAGAAAAAUGAAGACCUUCAAAAGGGAGAUUCAUCUCAGCAACAACCUUUAACCAAGGCAUUACAAAAUAAUCAACCUAAUAGCUCACAAAUUGGUAUCAUUCCAAGCUCUACUCAAAUUACACACAAACAAAUUCCAAACAAUACCCAGAAAAUCGUAUCAUCAAAUGCCAGUAAUCCUCUUUUAAAACAAUUAACUCCAAGGCGUGUUAAGCAGCAAGCUAACCUACGAGACACACAACUAACAUUAAUAGGACUCGAACUUAUUUCAUAUACGUGUGAAAAUUACCCAAAAGGAAAUCAAAUAUUUAAAUCCUUAAUUGAAGAGCCUAUUCCAAAUCCUAUGUUAAAACGCCCAGCAUCAACAAUGGAACAUAAUGUCACAAAUAAUUCUAUACCAUUAAUUGUGUUGUCUGAUGAAGAGAAUGAGACAAAGCCUCCUCCUGAAAAAACCAGAAAACUCGAACCUCCACAAAAUUCAUCUCAAUCACAAAACGUUGCAACAGUGACGAACAAGACCCAAGACAAUUCUGUCACAUCUUCUAAAAAACAUACAAUUAAUAAUUAUGAUCCGAACAAAGAAGCCUCUACCCUAAUGGAAUUAUCUCCGUCUGAUGAUGAGGAAUCGACAGAAAUAGUUUCGAAAAAAACAUCAAAGAAAACCAAGAAGCACCGUACCAGCAAGAGAAAGCCCAUUCAAAAACCAAAACAGCAAAACAACGAUAUCUUCUUUAUUGAGUACAUAAUUCGGAAAAAGAUUUUGGAGAAAUCAGAACCAAUUUAUUUUGUGAAAUGGUUAGGGUAUGCAGAAGAUAGUAAUAGCUGGGUUAGGGAAAGUGACAUUUUAGACGUCAACUUGGUAACAAGUUUCAAAGGUGAGGUGAUAUUUGAAAAUGAACGUGCCAAAAAGAAGUAUGAGGAACAACAGAAACACAAAGAAUUUCAAUAA